Messenger RNA from Aspergillus wentii DTO 134E9, 249 nucleotides. RefSeq lists its product as uncharacterized. Lineage: Eukaryota; Fungi; Ascomycota; Eurotiomycetes; Eurotiales; Aspergillaceae. Bases 1 to 249 code for a protein of 82 amino acids. The record is from RefSeq and is a predicted model, not a curated record. The transcript is spliced from 2 exons.
AUGAAGCUCUUCACCGUCGUCAAGUUCCUCUGCCUUGCCACCAUGGCGACAUCCCUGGCCAUCGACACCCGUGACACUCAAGACCUCAACACCCGCUCCAAGACACUGGUCAAGAAGUCCGACAAUAUUAUGGAGAGGGCAGCCGGUGCUACCUGUAACAGUCCCUGCGAAACUGACAGUGACUGCACGGGCAUCUGUGAGGUUUGCAGAAUGGGAUCCCAGCACAAGAUCUGCACCAAGCUGCGAUAG